CCUGAAAUGUUUAUAAAAAUAAGAGUAACCUUCCAACGGUUUCCACACAGAGUUACUGCCAAUUCCACAUGCAUGUGAAAAGUAUUUGAAAAGCGUGGCAUGGGUCGAACGCGGUUGAGACUCGGUCGAGUUUCCUUUUCAUCCUGGUCACAAAUUUCCGCAUCCCCAGUCUCUCAGAAUGUGGUCUCACUCUUAAAAGGGAAACUACAUUUGUUGUAUGAACAGCUGCCAACAGAUAGGAGAACUUUGUUUACGAUUUUACUGGAAUUCGAGAAGAAGCUUAACAACACACGAAGCAAAAAGCAUGACAUCGGCUCUUAAAGAGAUCGAAGGGAUCAUUCUCACCGUCCUUUACGCCAUCACGAUGCUCGUAACAUUUGCAGGGAAUGGUUUCCUCAUCUACAUCGUGUGGAAGAAACCUGAGGUAAGAUCACUGACAAGCUUUAUGUUCGUCAACAUGGCCAUUGCUGAUUUGCUGGUGGGAUUGAUUGUGAUGCCCUGGUCGAUUGCCCAAGUACAUACUGACGGCUUAUGGAUGAUACCAGGAGUAUUUGGAGAAGUCAUGUGCAAAGGUGUGGUAUACAUUGCCUAUGCCACUUUAACAGCGUCCAUCCUCUGCCUGACAGUCAUAGCAUUGGACAGGUACUAUACCAUUGUUCAUCACCUCCGCCGCAAUCUUUGGUUCAGAAGGCCUAAACUGACUGUACCAUUUAUUUGGAUCUUUUCACUGGCUUCAAUGUCCAUUUUUCCGGCUAUUCAAACCGUGGAAGACCACAAUUCCCAAUGCAUGCUAUCUGUUUAUGUUUUGGGUGAUCCAUAUAAGGCUAUCCGUGGCCUAUUCCUCUACCUUGUGGUGAUCAACUAUCUGAUCCCUUUGAUUGUGAUGUCUUUUUUGUAUACUAUUAUUGCAAGGAGAUUAUGGUUUCAUGGGGCACAUCGAAAUGAGCAUUCGACUGAAAAUCGAGAGCAACAAGAAACCUUAAAGAGAAGAAUAGUUUGGAUGCUUAUCAUUGUUACCUCCACCUUUGCCCUUUGCUGGCUUCCAGCCCAUGUGGUUCACAUGAUAUUUGUCAUGCAAGCAUGGAAUAUUGAGGUAACUCUUCAGCCGAUUGUCAUGUUUGUGUGCUUUUGGUUUGGUCACGCCAACAGCGCCAUCAAUCCAUGGCUGUACAUUUUUCUGAGCACCAAGAUGAAUACCGCAUUUAAAAGAAUGGUGUGUAGAGAAACCCGCCAGUCGCCUCCGAGUAACAGCGUCAUAACAUCAAAUGCUAACUUACCACCUGAACAAGAAGCUGUCAAGGAAGAAUCAAGACUUUGAUCUUUUCCAUCAUCUGUAACAUUAACUAAUUAUUUGAUGACUAUAUGAAGAAGAAAUCCUCGCAUCAGCGUCAGUAUCUAAGCAACUGUGUGUACCUACUCCUCUUAGUUAGGGGAGGAGUAGGCGCGCAAUGACUUAGAUAAUGAAAUUGAUCCAAACUUUAGUAACACUGAUCAGACCAACAAGAUAGAUAUUAAGUAAAUACAUAUUUUUCAUGAUGAGUUUUAAGAUGGGAGAGGAGGAUUUCGAAGACAUCAGGAGCUAGUGCGACAUUCCCAUUUUUAGUGAUUUCCUAUUUUCGUUCCUAAUUACAUUUUUGUGCUUCUGCAUGCACAUUUUUCUUAUUUUUUUUCUCGCAUUCUUCCACUCACGUUGAUUUAUAUUCUGUUAGAUUUUUUCGUAUAGUUUUGCUUUGUUUAAUUUCAUUUUGUGUAAGCUUCUCGGUUGAAUUCAGCAUUGAGUAUCAGAGUCCUUGAGAUCAAUGUCAAUUAUUUUACUGCAUUUAAAAGAAUGGUGUGUAGAGAAACCCA
Stylophora pistillata is the source of this 1848-nucleotide messenger RNA. RefSeq names its product tachykinin-like peptides receptor 86C. Gene Ontology annotation, molecular function: G protein-coupled receptor activity. Gene Ontology annotation, biological process: G protein-coupled receptor signaling pathway. Lineage: Eukaryota; Metazoa; Cnidaria; Anthozoa; Scleractinia; Pocilloporidae. Gene Ontology annotation, cellular component: plasma membrane. The record is from RefSeq and is a predicted model, not a curated record.